This is a messenger RNA of Drosophila ficusphila, 537 nucleotides long. It is a transcript of the gene Sbat, whose product is annotated as N-alpha-acetyltransferase 38, NatC auxiliary subunit. Gene Ontology annotation, molecular function: RNA binding. The coding region runs from base 117 to 482 and encodes 121 amino acids. The record is from RefSeq and is a predicted model, not a curated record. NCBI's taxonomy places the organism in Eukaryota, Metazoa, Arthropoda, Insecta, Diptera, Drosophilidae. The transcript has a single exon. Gene Ontology annotation, cellular component: NatC complex.
UUGCAGCCCUGGUCUUUACACCAAGAAAACAAAAACAUAGUAGUCAGUUAAUAGUAAACACAUAUAAACCAAACAGCUUCUCGUGUUUAUGCCAAUCCCCCUUAAAGGAAGAUAUCAUGACAGAGCUGAGCAUCACUGGCCAGCAAGUGCUUCCACAAACGCCUCCCACGAAUCCGGAACCCUUCAGGAUCACCACAAAUGCGCCGCACCAGAUGAAUGAUGCCAGUUUAACGCCCGGAAGAAAGAAGCUUCAGAAAUGGUUGGGUCGUGUGCUUCGUAUCGUAAUCACCGACGGCCGAGUCCUCGUUGGAUUCUUUAACUGCACGGAUCGGGAUGCUAACAUCGUGCUGUCCAUGUGUGCCGAGUACUUGGUAGAGGGCCAGGAACCCCGACUUUUGGGCAACGUUAUGGUUCCCGGCAAGCACAUCGUAUCCCUCAACAUCGACGAACCCGAUCCGCAGUCCAGUCUUCUAGUGCAAUAGAUAUCAGCCUGUCUCUAAAUUAUUUCGUGUCAAUAAAGCUGUACAAGUAAAGGUU